GAUCAUUUUUCGCUGCCAAGUUCAAUUCCAGUUCCGCAUACUUCGUUCUCGAUAAUUAAUACAGCAGUUUGCCACCCAAUAUAUACUUCUCUCUUAUUUAUCAACACCAUAACACCUUGUAAGAUGCAAUGGCGCCCUAUCACGCUACUAUUAUGCGGCACUGGUAUCAUUUAUUUAGCCAGCCUAAUUCAGGACAGUCCAUACCCACACCCAGUCAAAACAUACACAACCGAUGCAACUCGAUGGCGAGGGAAAGAAGCGCCCGAUGACGUCGUACUUUCGACCAUUGGUGAUCAUCUUUACCUCACUGCUCUUCGUUUUGAGAUCGCACAUUCAGGGCAGGAAGGUCUAACUCAUGGGACUGGUGCUUUGAAAACAGGCAUCAUUGGAAGUAUCACUCAGUUACGAAGGCCACUUCGAGUAUUCAUGCAGGAUCAUGUAAACAAGUCAAAAGGGUCAGAAGAUGGAUGGGUACGGAUGUUUGAACAUAGACUACCCGGUGCAAUAUCCAAAGUGUCAAUAGCGACACCAAGUGAGAGUGGACCUGAUGACAUACAGUUUGGUAUCUUAUAUCAUGUGAUUGAGGAUGAAACCAGCAAACACUAUGUGCGGAUAUACUAUGCAACGGAUGACAACCCGGCAUUUCAAUACAAGGAUAUCUUAAUGCCUGGUACAACCUGGAUCAGUGCAUUUAGUUUAGAGAGAAACGAGAUUUUAUAUUCUCGCGACCCAGAUACUUAUAGAUUCCGCACUGUUACAUUACCACCAGAUCUGACAUCGCCACCUCAUUCAAAUGAUGCACAAAAGAUCGUAGUAACUGAAAGUAUACCGGGCGAUCCUAUUCGAGAAUUUCAUCAGCCACGAAACACCGAAGAUCAUGAAUUAGCACUAUCUAGGAUAUAUUCAUCUUCACCGGAUACGUAUCGCGUCGUAACAGUGGACAUCCACAGAACAGAUUAUGCAUUUCACUGCAAUUUCACUUUGGUCGAUAACGUAACUACUAUUACACAAUUAUCUGAAUUGCGUGGAGAACGUUCAGAACCUGAAUGGACUAUUUGGCAGCAUCAGGGUUUUGAGCAACAAGUUUAUGCCGAAGAACAAGUUGACUACAUAGGAUUUGCUGACAUUUCCCAAAUUCAGCAAGAGCGGACGCGACUCAGUAUGCCACACCCUAUGUUUGCACGAUCCAACGAUGGUAAAGCUAUUGUUUUCCCAUUUGUCCAAACGCGAUUUCUGACACUCGAUUUCCUCGAUCAACGAGUUCAUAACGAGAACGGCGAGUUUCCAGAACUCUAUGACUGGCUACACAACGAUGUGCAAGGCCCAUACGAUGCUACGAUUGAGGGAAUCCAUAUAAACGAAAAGGGAAAUAUGUUGGCUGUGUGGACCGAUUAUAAAACAAUCUAUAUUUAUAAACGCGGGUCAGCCAACACGCAUCAAACGCCACGGAAAAAGCCGUCGCUGGUUGAUAGGAUUGAUAUCUGGCUGGAUGUGGGGAUUCCUGAAAGCGAGGAUGAAAUAAACCAUGAACGUCAUGAUAAGGCAUCGGCAAUACCUUGGAAAUUACGGAUGGCAAUCACACCUCAAGAGGGUGAAAUUCAUUCACGGCCGAUAAGUAGCGUGAAAUUUUGGAACGUAACAAGUAAUGGCCGGCAGAACAACUAUCUAUUGGUGGCAUUGAAAGGCGGUGGGGUGAACUCGUAUCUGGUAGACGAAGCAGAAGAGUAUCAAGAAGGCGACUUUGUGUCAUAUGUAAAAACAAGCUGGAACAUGGUCACGGCCAUGGUUAUGAUUAUUGGAGCAUUUGUACUUAAUGAAUAUCGCAACCACGCAUAGCAACAUAGUAUAUACACUUUUUCUAUACAUUUUCCAUACACACACACCACACGCACAUAAUAAUACCAUCCUUUCUAUAUACAUUGCAUCAUCCAUC
Zychaea mexicana is the source of this 1933-nucleotide messenger RNA. RefSeq lists its product as uncharacterized. The record is from RefSeq and is a predicted model, not a curated record. The transcript has 10 exons. Lineage: Eukaryota; Fungi; Mucoromycota; Mucoromycetes; Mucorales; Lichtheimiaceae. The coding region runs from base 124 to 1836 and encodes 570 amino acids.